This is a messenger RNA of Paramormyrops kingsleyae, 6039 nucleotides long. It is a transcript of the gene nup153, whose product is annotated as nucleoporin 153. NCBI's taxonomy places the organism in Eukaryota, Metazoa, Chordata, Actinopteri, Osteoglossiformes, Mormyridae. Gene Ontology annotation, molecular function: structural constituent of nuclear pore. The record is from RefSeq and is a predicted model, not a curated record. Gene Ontology annotation, cellular component: nuclear pore. Gene Ontology annotation, biological process: RNA export from nucleus; protein import into nucleus.
UGUAGUAAGAUUUAUUGGGCUGCCCUCUGACCACCAGAUGUCACUGUGAGGCGACAUUUCGAACGUUUCGAAAGAUUGAAUCUUCUUUCCUACCGAUUAUUUCUACUGCUUCGACCUUCCAAAGCCCCGUUUUUUCACUUCACUGCAAGCCACCCAGCUACUUAGCUACUUCUUUUGUUGGUUAUACAGUGUUUCUGUUCCGACGGAACUUCAUUUCCCCACAUGCGCGCUCUCGGAUGUUUGAAGAUAGAGCGCGGGGUGUGAUGGUAUAUUGGAGGACUGAGCGCCGGAGUACUGACGGGACUCUAUCCGGCGCCUCGGUAUAGAGCAGUGAUUAGAAACUAACCAUGGCGGCCGCAGGAGGAGGGAAAAUCAGAUCCAGGAGGUAUCACAUCGCUUCUAAACCGUACUCAAAAGGCAACCAGCAUUCAGGCCUGAUCAGCCGAGUUACAGAUACAGUGAAGAGCAUCGUUCCCUCCUGGCUGCAGAAGUACUUCAGGAAUGGGGAGGCUGGCGGUGGGGAUGGGAGCACGCUGGGGGGGCAGCCCACCCAGGACACUCCCACUGAAAACUGCGAGCGGGAUAGUCCUGUCAUGGAUGGACGGGGCACUCCAGAGCCGAGCACGAGUGGCGCAGAGCCUUCGACCAGUAGGUCAGCUCUCAAUUUCCACGACGUCCUGGCCAGACCCCCUCUGAGCCGCUCCCACCUGCACUUCUCUGCAUUAGAUGGCUCCCCUGGGCCUCUCGCCCAACCCUCAACAUCAUCCAUGCCCUUUCCCGGGGGCCCCUUCGCCCAGCCCUCCACGUCCUCGGCCCCCUUCCCGGUCACCCCCUUCACGCACCCCUCCACAUCUGUCACAUCCUUUCCUGGGGGCCCAUCCAGCUUCUCCCUGGUGAAGGAGAUCAAGGAUUCUGUCUCCCAGCACGAAGACGACAACAUCUCUACCACGAGUGGCUUCUCGUCACGCGCGUCAGAUAAAGACAUGACCACCUCCAAACCUGUGCCGCUCCCUUUGCUGUGGUCCCCAGAGAAUGAGCGCAUGCAUGCUGCCCCCCCGCCAGCCCAGCCUGCGCUGAAAAAGCCCGCCUUCAACCUAUCUGUGUUUGGGACGUCGUCCGCCUCCUUGAUGAACAGCUCUGCGCUGAACUCCAGCCAGCUUGGCGACUCCCCCUUCUACCCGGGCAAGACCACCUAUGGGGGGGCUGCAGCCGCCCGUUCCAGCGCCCGCGUGCGUCCCGGCACCCCCUACCAGGCUCCGGUGAAGAGGCAGAUUAAGGCCAAGCCGGCGGGGGCCCAAGCGUGCGGGGUGACCAGCGCCACAGCCAGACGCAUCCUGCUCUCCCUGGAGCGCAUGUCCAGCCCUCUGGCGGACGCUAAAAGAAUCCCGUCGUCCGUUUCCUCGCCAUUGUCGACAUCACUGGAUAGACCUGAUCUGGACGCCUUUCCCUCCCAGUCGAAAAGGAAGAAGGUGGAUUCCCCGCUACCCCCUGUGCAGAGGCUUAUGGUCCCCGUUACAGCUGCGGGGAGCCGCCCAGUGUCCUUCAGGGCGUCGCUGACCCCCAGCGGCAGUCAGAGUCGCGUGUUGGACAGGAGGAGCAUCAGGGACACGCCCGCUGGCCCAUCCACCCUGAGCGACAUUUCUGAAGCCCCACGAAGCAGCAGCAGCAGCAGCUUUGCGUACCCCCUGUCCAGCACCCCCAUGGCCAACAGCAAUGGGGGUGCAGGUGGCAAGAUGAAACGAGAGAGGACGACUCGGCCUUCCUCUAGGCGCUCUGAUGAGGAGGUCAUCGUGGAGCCCAAGCUGCCAGCCAUCUCCCUCCCCAUCAGGACCUUCUCCCUGCCCACCUUCAGCUUCUCCUCCCCGCCUACCUCCGCCUCCAGCGCCACGCCCAUCGCCCCGGCUCCCAGCACACCCCUCUCUAGCAAGCACACCCCCCUGUCGUCCAAUCCUCCCUUCACCUUCUCCUCUCCCAUCGUCAAAGCGGCAGCCUCCAGCCCACUGGUGCUCUCUCCCUCUGCGUCCGGAUUUACCUUCAGCGCUCCGGUUCUGAAAAGCGCCCCCCCUAACAUCAAUGGAAAGGCGCUGGUGCCACCAGCGAAGUCUUCGCCCCCGGGGGGCCCCGCAGCCUGUGAGCAGUUUGAGGGACCCUUUAAACCUGCCAAGGUCCUGAAGCAGGGCAGCGUGCUGGACAUCCUCAGGGGACCAGGGUUCUCCUCAUCUCCCCCGACGGCUCGGAGCUCCCCAGGCCCCGACGCGUCUGUUCAGGACGGAGCUUCUGCCCCCAGCAUCGGAUUCGGCAUCAGACCUCCGCCGGGUACCUGGAGCUGCGGCACGUGCCUGGUGCAGAACGGCGCAUCGGAUAGCAAGUGCGCGGCCUGCGGCACGACGCGGCCCAGCAUGGACUCCUCGUCCCUGCCUCAGCAGGACGGGCAGGCCUCCGCGGCCUCGGCCUCCUCACCUGGCUUCGGGGCCUUGUUCGCCCCUCCGGCGGGGAGCUGGGAGUGCGAUACGUGCCUGGUGCAGAACAAGCCCGACGUGGUCAGAUGUGUGGCCUGUGAGACGGCCAAGCCUGGGACUGGAGUGAAGCCCAGCCUGACCCUGCCUGCCUUCACAGAGGCCCAGGCUCCUCCCGUCAGCGCCUCCACUGCCACCGCCACCUUUCCCUCCAUUACCGCUGCUGCCACCACCACCUCCGCGCCUUCGGGAUUCGCGGGCUUCGGAAACAAGUUCAAGAAACCAGAAGGGUCGUGGGAAUGCGAGACGUGCAUGGUGGAGAACAAGGCCCAGGACGCCACCUGCGUGGCUUGUCAGAGCCAGAAGCCAGGGGGAGUUGCUGCUAGCAUUGCACCCUCGUCUACAGCUGGCAGCACCCCAGUGCCCACAGGGGGCGCACUCCCAGGCUUCGGGGACAAGUUCAAGAAGCCGGAAGGCAGCUGGGACUGCGAGGUGUGCCUAGUGCAGAACAAGGCUGACGUCUUGCAGUGUGCAGCCUGCCAGUCCGGCAAACCCGGGGCUAGCUUGCCACCUAAAGGUUUUGAUGCUGCUGCUUCUGCCCCGCCUUCAUUCAAGUUUGGCCUCCCUUCCUCUUCCUCGUCUGGUACAAACUCCACCUCUUCUUCCACCACCAGUAGCUCUGGUGGAUUCAAAUUUGCAAAUCCCACCUUAGGGGGCUUCAAAUUCAGUGCCCCUCCAGAGGGCUUCAAGUUUGGAUCCCCCUCCUCAACAGCAAAGACUGAGGAAGGCAAGAAGGAUGAACCCCAAGGUGGUGGGUUCAAGUUCAGUUUUGGCUCCGGCGGUAAUGGUAAGGAGUGCCCAGCAGAGGGCUUCUCCUUUGGUCUGGCCCAAGCGGAUGAGAAGGGCACCUUCAGCUUCUCCACCCACAAGAGCAAGUCGGGGUCCACUGACGAGGCCAGCUCUACUGAGACCAAACCCGGCACCUCCUUUACGUUCGGGAAGUCCGUGGAUGCAGAGCCCAUCAAAGAUCAGGCGCAGACAGCAUCCCUGUUUGGCCAGGCAGCCGAGACAAACCAGGCAGGAGUCAGGGUGACCGCCCCUGCCCCCACCCCCACUCCUGCCCCCACAUUCAGCUUCGGGAAGGCAGAGGAAAAGCAGGAGCCUGGAGUCCCUUCUGCUGGCUUUCUGUUCAGCAAAGCCAAGGAGAGUCCCACCCCCUCACUGGGCUUCUCUUUCAACAAGCCAGACCCCCCGAAGGAGCAGCCCAAGCCAUCCUUCAGCUUCGGGGUGGCAUCUGCAGAUUCAGGAGCAUCAAAGUCAGCUUUUGGGUUCACGGCGGGGUCCACCACCACUGCCACACCUGCCUCCUCUGCCUCUACCACCCCGGCCCCCAGCUUAUUUGGGGUCAACGCCACACCUGCCUCCUCUGCCUCUACUACUCCGCCCCCCAGCAUAUUUGGGGUCAGCACCACACCUGCCUCCUCUGCCUCUACCACCCCCGCCCCCACCUUAUUUGGGGUCAGCACCACACCUGCCUCCUCUGCCUCUACCACCCCCGCCCCCAGCUUAUUUGGGGGUAGCACCACACCGGCCUCCUCUGCCUCUACCACCCUGGCCCCCGGCCUAUUUGGGGCCAACACAAAACCUGCCUCUACUACCCCGGCCCCCAGCUUAUUUGGGGCCAGCACCACUGCUGCCCCGGCUCCUGUUCCAAGCAGUAACCCAGCCCCUUUCCUAUUCGGACAGUGCGUCUCUACAGAGACACCUCCUGCUAAGGCCUUUGUGUUUGGUCAGCAACAGGACCCCAGUCCUAUGCAGGCCACUCCCCAGAACCCCCCUGCCGCUCCCACCCCAGCGCAGCCCUUCAUCUUCGGCGCGGGGGCACAAACGGCUGUUCCAUCGUUCAACUUUGGAGCUGCUGCACCUUCUGCAGGUAGUUCCACUGUGCCCGGUCAGUCCAGCUCCCCGUUUGUUUUCUCUUCGGCUACGGCGUCCUCUGCGACCCCGGCUGGCUCGUCGUUCGGCCUCGGACAGACGCCCUCUUUCGGCCAGGGCUCCAGCCAGCCCAGUGCCCCUGCCUUCGGCUCUGCGGCUCCAUCCCUCUUCUCAGCCCCAGUCUCCCAGCCCCCCAGCUUCGGGGCGCAGCCUAGCGCCAACCCUGCCCCCAUGUUUGGCCAACCGGCCAGCGCCAACCCGACUUUCGGAACGACUACUGCCUCCUCAGGUUCAGUGGGAGGCUUCCAGUUUGGUGGCUCCGGCUCUUUCGGAGCCUCCAGUAGCAGUGCUACAGUCUUUACUUUUGGUGGAGUCGGGGCCUCUGCUUCCGCCUCUGCUGCCCCCGCCCCUGGCACCCAGCCCCCUGCACCCACUGGAGGGUUCAACUUCGGUGUCCGGCCCACUUUCAACAUUGGGUCGGUGAAAAGCCCCGCGUCAGUUUCUGCUCCAGGGUCCCACUCCAUCUCCGGGCGGAAGAUCAAAACCGCAGUCCGCCGCCGGAAAUAGGAAUCCUUGCCACAAGCGACAGCGAAGUCCCUUCUGCCCUGUGAAGAGGAACGAUCUGAAGGGGCUCCUGCCUGAAAAAUGUGCCUCUUUGGGGGGGGGGGGGAUGGGAGAGGGUCGCUUUUUUGGCAUUCGUGUUCCUGAACUGAAGGGAGAUGGUGGAGGAGCCUGGGACAGGAGGACAAAUGAAACUUCACAAAUCCAGUUAAGAAAAACACUCAAUCAGACCGUCGGCUGAUGCCGGAGGUUCCAUCUUUUAGACAAUGGCAGUGUCAGCUAUGGCUCAAGCAUGGCUUUUUCUAAUAAAAGAGAAACAACAAGUAGAAAAUUCCUGUUGAUGCGUUUUAAUCACUGCGCUGCAUCCUCUGCAGAAUGUCUGGCUUGACCUCACUGUCAAGGGUCUGAGACGGGCAGUGUUUUCGUUUUUUGUCCCCCCUUCCCCCUAGCGGCCUGCUGAUGACUGUGAGUGAGCGCGCUGUUGGACUGACUGAGACUGAAAGCAUUUGAAUGUUGUGAUUUGGGGGGGGGGGGGCUGCAUCGGGUGUGGGGCAGCCAGGAGAGCAGAGGACCUCAACUUGACUUUGUAAAUCUAUAGUUCCAUAUGAUUGCUUUUCCUUCCUCUUCCCCUUUUCUUGCUUUCUUUCCUUCUCUCUUUAAUUCACCUUUGAGUAUUUUAUUAUAAACAUGUAAAUACAGUUUCUUUUUUGGCUAAAUCUGUGAACUUGAAUUUUUUUUGUGAGUGUUACAGCGAUUUUCUUUUUUUGGCAUUCGUCUUUAGAUUUUAUUAUGUAAAUCCCUUUAUUCAAAGUUGCCUGAAUCCAUUUAAAAUAAACAAAUGCAAAUUGGGAAUCCUUUGAAAAAUAAAGGUAUAUUGGCUUUUCUGAUCCACUUCUGUUUGGACCAAAACCAGUAUUGUACAAAGUGUUAAAUAUAUAUUUUUUUAUCUUUUGUUUAAAUGGACUAUGGUGACUUUGGAUAAUAAGGAAGACAAUUUAAUAUUAAAAGCCAUGAUUAUUACUGGGUGAAUGACAAAGUAAAAACCAUGGGGUAAAUUGCCAUCAAUAAAAUUAUGAAUUGAAAAAUC